This is a messenger RNA of Besnoitia besnoiti, 3243 nucleotides long. RefSeq lists its product as uncharacterized. The coding region runs from base 1 to 3243 and encodes 1080 amino acids. Gene Ontology annotation, cellular component: nucleolus. Gene Ontology annotation, molecular function: RNA binding; GTP binding; GTPase activity. Gene Ontology annotation, biological process: ribosomal large subunit biogenesis. NCBI's taxonomy places the organism in Eukaryota, Apicomplexa, Conoidasida, Eucoccidiorida, Sarcocystidae. The record is from RefSeq and is a predicted model, not a curated record. The transcript has 6 exons.
AUGAGGAAGCCCGCAGGAAGGCGGCCCCCGCUAGAGGACUCUCCAGGUCUGCCUAGAGCUCUGCUCAUUCUCUCGAUUUUCGUUUUCCUUUUCCUCUCUCUCUCGGCCGCCGGAGGCGCCACGGCGCGCCGCUGCUGCCGAGCGCCCCAGUCCCGUCGGCAGCGCCCGAUGCCGCCCCGGCACGCUGCACUCGGCGCGUCGCUCCUGUCGUGGCUGUCGCGUCAGGGCUCCACUUCCCUGGGCUUGCAGGGGUCGCGCCAGGCGCCUGCCGCGAACGGCGUCGUGUGUCAGCAUGUGCCUCCCUCCUGGCCUCGCCCAACCGACGAGUCUUCUCCGCGUGCCUCUCUUUCUUCGGGGCUGGCUCGCCGACGCCGCACCGCGCCGAUCGCGUCCGUUGCGCCUCCGACUUGCGCGGAGCUUCCCCGUGGUUGUCCUUCCGUUCCCUCGGUCUUGGCCGCCGCGACGGUUUGCCCUCUGCGGUGCGCCCGCCUGAUGAGCGCGUCUUCGUUUUUUGCUUCGUUUCUGGAUGCCUCAGCGGUGUUUUUCAGGCUUCGUGCUGGUGUGGAUCGUGCCUCAUGUUGCUGCGCCCCGCUUCGUUUUCCGCGGGCGCCUGAGUCUGGUUUCGCUUCGUUGGCUCGCUCCCUCUUGACCUCUCGGCACUCGAGUCCCCGCGCCUCUCCAAGCCGCGGAGAGUCUGGUUCGCGGGAGUCGGCCUUUGCGUUUUCCGCCUGCUCGCCAGGUCUGUCGCCCGCGCACCGCCCCUGGUCGCGAGCGGCGCGCGCCGCGUCUCCGUCGCUCUCACUCUCUCCGCCGUCUUCGUCCCGCCUGGCGGCCGCGGGUGUCGCUGCCGAUGAGGCUAUCGGCGCGCUGUUGCCGCGCAUUCCGCCCCUUUCGUCGCUCCUCGCGCGCCACGCCGCAGCCCUGCCUUCGUCCAGCGCACCUGCGGCCGCGUCGCCCUUCGGCACUGCCUCGCGCCUGUCCUCCGAGGGAGGCAAUCGAGCGCGCGUCGCGGCGCUCGCGGGCGCAGGCAUCCAGUUCUACGUGAACCUGCUCACCAAGGAGCUACGCGUCGCGGUCGCAGCCCUGAAGAACUUCCCAGACAAGCUGCGGCAGCAACGCAGCUCGCUCGCGGCUUACAUUCGGGCACUGCUUCUCCUCGUGAUGCGCGAAGAGCGGCAGUUGCUCGGGUCGAAGCGCGAGCGGAAGCGGGUUCGACUGGCGCAUCAGCUUGUGGAGAUGCAGCGCGAGGCGCGCGAGAGGAAGGCAAGGAGGACGGAGGCGGAGACGAGGGGGAGAACGGGACGCCGCGACAGGCACGGCCACAGCGAGGCGAGGCAUGGCAUCAAAGCCCGCAAGCGAGCGGAGGAAGAGCGAGUUCAAGAGCAACUGGAGCUCCUUGAAAGAGAGAAGAAUCUCGUCGAUGCGAAGCAAGGCCUCCCCAGCGUGCCGCGAGUGUAUGAACAGCUCAAGGCCCUGUACGUCGACCUCGUGUCCACCGGUAAAGGCUACGCGGCGCAGGCGAGCGCCGCGCGAAGUGUCGCGGAGGCGCAUGAUCGCUACCGCGAUGGCCUUCGCAGCUUGCGCGAAGUCCUAGCCUUGCACCGCGAGACACUCCUCGACUAUCAACUUCUCUCUUCGUUCCUCAAGCGCCACGUCGAGGAGCGAUGCGCCCUCCAGCGUCUCUCACCGACGAAGCCAAAGGCGAUGAUUGUGGGUGCGCCGAACGUCGGAAAGACGUCUCUCUUUCUCGCGCUGGUCGCCGCCAACUCGCACGCGCACGAGGAGGCGCGGCGGCGGCUCAACGAGGCGGUUGCCACCAGUCUCUCCGCGGACGCCCCCCCCCGGUCUGCGCCCGCCGCGCCGGCGCCCGUGCAGUCUCCGUCACCGGCGUCGCCUUCCCGCACUUCCUCUCCAACUGCAAACGAAGGUACCCUGGACGGCAGCGGGGCGGGCGCGCGAGGCGCAGGCGACGAGGCGCCGCAGGCCAAGCGGAAGCUCGACCUCGUGCGAGAGCGAUUCGCGAAGCUUCGCGAGGACGGCAAAGAGGCCUGGGAGGCUGGGCCGCUGCCGGACCCCGAGGAGCUCCUCAGCGAAUGCGGACUGCACGGAGACCUCGAGGGGGACGACCGCGGAGUCGCAGACGAAGCCGACGCGCCCGCGCGCGUCGAGGAAGACCAGGGAGAGGUGACAGAACAGAAAGCAGAGGGAGGUGACGCGACAUACGUAGCCGAGCGCCUCUCCACGCUUCACAGCGAUGCCAGCGGGGCUGCCUCUGGGACGCUGCCGGAUGCGUCGGGCGCGCCGUGGGCGUUGCUGCCGAGCGCGCAACUCGAGGGCGAGGCGAUGGAAGUGGGGCGGCGCUUGGCGCUGCACGCGGCGGACGAGCUUUCGCGCUCAGCCGAUGCUAAAGGCGAUCUUCCAGACGCUGCACACGUCAGUCCUUUUGCGUUCUCCACGCAGAGCUUGCACGUUGGAAAGAUCUUCGAACGGAUGCCGACAAACACCUACAAAGCCAUGGGACAGAUCCUAGACGGCCCGCCUCUGCUGCUGCCGCGGUCCGACAGGGAGCGCAACGUCUACGAGCGCCUGACGCUCAUGACGCUCUCGCAUCUUCCCUGCGCGGUUUUUUUCCUCUUUGAUUGCUCAUCGCUCCCCCGAGCGCCCUCCGCCGCGCGCUCGGAAUCCGCCGGGCUCGGGGCUGUAGCCGCUGAACCUGAACGCAAAGAGGCAACGGACGAAGAACGGAGUGGAGCUGCUGCGAAGGCGUGUGAGGCGGGUUGCGUUGAAGACGCGCCAGAUGCCGAGACGGGCGGCGAGAAGCGGGCGAAUGCGGCUCUGAAAGACGAAAAGUCAAAGUGCCCGCUGAGCCUGGAAGAGCAACUUCAUCUCCGGCAGCAAUUGAGAGCGCGCUUCCCUAAACGACCGUGGAUCGACGUGAUUGCGAAGGCUGACGAGCUAAACUUGUUUCAGCUUGAAGCUGCCAAGAAAAAACUCCCGCCGUGUCUGCUGCUCUCUACGCAUCGAUCGGCGACAUCCCUCAUGGAGCUGCAGAGGCACCUUCGCCUCGCGCUCAUGCAGCUGCGGCGGGCGAGGGACGAUCGUGAGAGGCUGCAGCACGCGCAGCGAACACUGGAGAGACGAGCUGAGGACGACGCGCGACAGCGAGAAGAGGCCUCUCACGUCGAAGCCGUGCUGAGAAAGCUGACCUCGAGAAAGCGAGGGCGUGAACAGAAAGGGCGCUGA